Molecule: messenger RNA, 2386 nt
Organism: Periophthalmus magnuspinnatus
Lineage: Eukaryota; Metazoa; Chordata; Actinopteri; Gobiiformes; Gobiidae
Gene: sgta
Product: small glutamine rich tetratricopeptide repeat co-chaperone alpha
Exons: 12
Coding region: 186-1139 (317 amino acids)
Biological process (GO): post-translational protein targeting to endoplasmic reticulum membrane
Cellular component (GO): membrane; TRC complex
Molecular function (GO): protein binding; molecular adaptor activity
Source: RefSeq, a predicted model, not a curated record
CGCGCGUUGAUGACGUCACACGCUCGCGUCCAGCGCUAAGUAGCUAGAAGAUUCGAAGAGCAAAGCAAGAAAGUGGCUAUCUGACGUUUUCUUUUCGCUUUUCGCUGCUUUUCGGGAUUCCAGCCAAAGACAGCGGGUCUCCUCACCCUGUGUUCUAGCUCACUCGGAGCCCUCCUCCUGGGAUCAUGUCGGACACAAAGCGCCUGGCCUUCUCCAUCCUCCAGUUCCUCCAUGACCAGCUGCAUUCUGGCAGCCUGACGUCCGACGCCAAGGAGAGUCUGGAGGUGGCCGUCCAGUGUUUGGAAACCGCGUACGAGAUCUCCACUGACGAUCAGAGUCUGGCUGUGCCCAUGACGCUACCGGAAAUCUUCAACGACGCCACAGCCAAGUUCCCAGCGCAGUCUCAGGCCAACAACAACGCAACCCCCAACUGUUUAAGCGAUGAGCAGAGAGCGGAGGCCGAAGCGCUCAAGUCAGAAGGAAAUGAACAGAUGAAAGUGGAGAAUUAUUCGGCUGCAGUGGAGUUCUACUCACAGGCCAUCGCCCUCAACCCUCAGAACGCUGUGUACUACUGCAACAGAGCGGCCGCCCUCAGUAAACUGGGGAACUACGCAGGAGCAGUACAAGACUGUGAACAGGCCAUCAACAUAGACCCCAAAUACAGCAAAGCAUACGGACGCAUGGGUUUGGCGUUGGCGAGUCUGAACAAACACACAGAGGCCGUGGGCUACUACAAGAAAGCCCUGGAACUGGAUCCAGACAACGAGACCUACAAAUCCAACCUGAAGAUCGCAGAGGACAAAAUGGACACCUCCAGCCCGACGGCGGGAAUGGGAGGGGUCGAUCUGGCCGGUCUCCUCAGUAACCCCGGCUUCAUGAACAUGGCGUCGACUUUGAUGAACAACCCUCAGGUCCAGCAGCUAAUGUCGGGAAUGAUGUCCGGAGCCAUGGGAGGAGCACCUGGACCCGGACCUGCAGCGGCGGCGGCCUCAGCUUCGUCAGGCGACCUGAGCGGACUCAUCCAGGCGGGUCAGCAGUUUGCACAACAGAUGCAGCAGCAGAAUCCAGAACUCAUCGAACAAUUGAGGAGUCAGAUCCGAAACCGAACGCCAAGCGCGAGCAAUGAGGAGCAGCCAUGACCCCGACAAGAGAUUGGACCAUUUCAAAGCCGAAGUCGUCUUUUUGCAGAUUUGGACUCCGGGGGGCGUAGUUUCCAUCUCUGUAUAUUUCCCGCAUGAAGAGAGCGUUGAGAAGGAGCCUGUGUGGUUUUUGAGGACAGCGUUCAGCGCUUUGAAUGUCCACUCUCUCAUUUUAAUACGACUAAACUCAUGAUGAAACACAUAUUUAACUCCAAAUGUUUUCUUUAAAAACUACACAGUGGAAGUGCUUCUCUGAGCUGUCUGCAGAUGUCCUGGUUUAUGUGUGAGUGACGCGUGAAUGUGAACGAGUGAAUAGAGGCAGAGGUCUCCAGUUUGAAAAAUUAAAAUGCAUCUCAAGAUUUUACACCUGUCUCAAUGUCUCCCACUGUUUUUUUUUCUGUUAAAGGUCCACUACGGAACUUUUCCAGUGGAGGGAUCACAAUUGUUUGUAUAAAGGUAGACGCUGCCAUGUAGUGUUGUCACGAUACUAAAAUUUCAAACUCUAUUUCGUUACCAAGUGUUGUACACAGGGGCGGCGCCAGGGAGAACUGGAGGGGGCACGAGCCGCCCCUGGAACGGCCAAUGCCCCAGAACCGCCAAAGAUUUUGCCCCAUUUUCAUCGCACAACUCAACUCAAACAUGGUGUACGGUGGGGGGUACGCUCCAUUGUUAAAGGCUCUAAAUUAACAUGUGUAGUGAGCACCCACACUGGAGCCCGUAGCCCCCCCUUUAGCUGCUCCAACCAUAAAUGUCUGGCUCCGCCCCUGGUUGUAGAAUAAACUGUAGUAACCCGAGAGUUAAGAGAAGAGAUGUGAUGCUGGAGUUUUAGUUUAGUUGCCAUGAGAACAGGACCUAGCCCGCGGAUACAUGAACCCUCAACACACAGUGACUGUUGUCUAUUCUAGUACAGUCCCGUCUGGCUAUGCUUCCAAUGUAGGGAGUAUUAUACCUCUGAUGACGUAAGCCGGGAUGAGAAGGACUGAGCUGCAGUGAGCGCCUCGGUACAGCACAGAAAUGGUACUUCUCUAACACUAAGGAAUAGAUACUUCCCACUGUGAGUAAGUUUACGAGUGACAAAAGCUUUAAGUUGACAUUGUGAUUUAAACAUUUGUGUUUCUUGCUCUUGAUAUGAUUUUAGUUUGGAUCGUGUUUGUGUCUGUUUAAAAUGUCCAGAUUUUGUGCAUUAUUUGAUGUUUUGUCACGUUCACCAAAAUUAUAAAUCAGAUACGUCCUGACUGUUAUUCUUU